AGAUCAUUACCUGUAGAUGCAGCAUCGUGUGCCAUAUGUCGUGACAACCUACGACACGCAGUCGAACUGGUGGAGCAGGGUCGUGGCCAACAGUGGACAUUGGCUUCUCGACUCAAGACUCCAGUUGAAGAUCUCAAAUCGGGACAUCCACAUCUAGCCCAUAAAUUUUCAGAGCUGAGCAAGCGCGUUUCCAACGCCGCUCAGAGUUCUGCAACCAUCACUGACAGAAUUGCAGCUGAAGUAGCAGCAACAAAGUAUAGGAGAAUUACGCCUCAAUGGGAAGCUGCGGUAACUGAGAUACGCACUCUUCAAGGUUUUUCGCGGUUCCUGCUCCCACCUUCGUACAAAGACUUGCAAGUGGCAGCGCGCCAUGGUCCAGUUAUCAUCCUCAUUGCGAGCGGAUACUCAUGCAGCGCUAUAGUUGUCCCGACAUCAGGACAGCCCCAUCACGUUCACUUCCCGCGCAUCACUCUCCCACAUCUGGAGAAGCUCAAGGAAGAUUUCGCUACGGCAAUACGGCACGCGGCUCGUAUGCGCCCCGAUGAGCCGAGGAAGAAGUUGCGAGUGCUCUUGCGGAUAGUGUGGGACGAGAUCAUGCUACCCAUCGUCAACGUCCUCCGGCGUGACCUGAAAUUGCAGCAUCGGUCUCGAAUAUGGCUGUGUCCGACGGCAGCCUUCACGUCUAUCCCUCUCCAUGCAGCUAAUCCCUUCCGAAUGACCCCAGAUCGCUCUAGGAAAGGACCAUGCCUAGAGGAUCUCUACAUCUGCUCUUAUACGCCCACACUUUCAGCUCUGAUUAGAGCUCGGCAGGCGAUGAAGACGCGCGCGACUCCGUCCUUCGCAGCAAUUGGACAAUGCAGACCUGGCGCAGGGCAAGGCGACGUGCUCCCCGCUGUCGACGGCGAGCUUGAGCUUGUCCAUACACUUGUUCCUCCCAACGUCGAGUUCACUAAUAUUUCAAAAGAUGAAGCCACACAAGCAGGUGCACUCAACGCUUUGCGAUGCAACACCUGGAUGCACCUCGCUUGUCACGGAAAGCAAGACCUUGAGCAGCCUUAUAACUCAUGUUUUGCUAUGAGAGACAAACCCCUCACGCUGCUCGAUAUUAUGGAGAUAAACAUUCCGCAUGCUGAGUUCGCAUUCUUGUCGGCGUGUCAUACCGCCGUUGGCGAUGAGGAGACGCCCGACGAAGCCAUCCACCUUGCAGCUGGACUCCAGUUUUCCGGUUUCAAGAGCGUCAUCGGCAUGCUGUGGGGGGUCAGUGACAUUCUCGCAAAACACGUUGUUGAAGCCUUCUACGAGAAUAUGUUCAAGGAUUUGGAGGAUGGUUCCAGCGUCAUGGACUGCACGAAGGCGGCCUGGGCACUCAACCACGCUACACACGCCGUGACGACGAAAGUGCCGCUCGAGCAGAGGAUGGUUUUCAUUCAUAUUGGUGUGUAG
Molecule: messenger RNA, 1443 nt
Organism: Suillus clintonianus
Lineage: Eukaryota; Fungi; Basidiomycota; Agaricomycetes; Boletales; Suillaceae
Product: CHAT domain-containing protein
Exons: 1
Source: RefSeq, a predicted model, not a curated record